This is a messenger RNA of Scomber japonicus (chub mackerel), 8194 nucleotides long. It is a transcript of the gene cux2b, whose product is annotated as cut-like homeobox 2b. Lineage: Eukaryota; Metazoa; Chordata; Actinopteri; Scombriformes; Scombridae. The transcript has 22 exons. Gene Ontology annotation, biological process: regulation of DNA-templated transcription. Gene Ontology annotation, molecular function: DNA-binding transcription factor activity, RNA polymerase II-specific; DNA binding. The coding region runs from base 397 to 5016 and encodes 1539 amino acids. The record is from RefSeq and is a predicted model, not a curated record.
CACUGAUCAUCAUCUCCUUCCCUUUUCCAGACGGUAUUGAUCAACCCGGGGCUUUACGUCAGUAUUGAUAACUUUGCAAAAAGCAAAAAUCAAAUGCAAUUGUCCAGUUAAUGUUGGGACGGCGGCACGGAUACAGUUGCUCUUUACUUUUUUCACAGACUCGGGCACUUCGCCAAAAAAAAAAAGAAAAAAAAAUUAUAUCAUCUACUUUUUUUUCCUUCUCCUUCUUCUUACUUCAAAACAUGUUAGUAGGCUUAAUGUCAAACCUGUCGCUGGACUCUUGUGACUUUUUUCUAAAAGUGCGACCGGUGAUGGUAAACGCUGUUUAACGAGGGGGGAAUCCAGCCCACAUAUUUAUUGCAGCCGCUGAAAAAAAUCUCCUCAAUAUCCCCCAAGAUGGCCGCCGAUGUAGGAUCGAUGUUUCAAUAUUGGAAGAAAUUUGAUCUACGGCGGCUUCAGAGGGAGCUAAACUCUGUAGCGUCUGAGCUGGCGGGUCGACAAGAGGAGAGCGAACAUUCCCACAAGCACCUGGUAGAGCUGAGCAGGGAGUUCAAGAGAAAUGUACCUGAGGAAGUCCGGGACAUGGUGGCACCUGUUCUCAAGAGUUUCCAAGCCCAGGUGGUCGCUCUGAACAAGCGCAGUAAGGAGGCCGAGUCUGCGUUCCUGGGAAUCUACAAGCAGCUUAUCGAGGCCCCAGAUCCGGCUCCUGUGCUGGAGGCCUCGCACACCCUGGAGGGGAGGCUGCAGCAGCUUCAGAGUUCAGCCCCAGACAGCAAGGCCCUGGUGAGGGAGAUCAGCGGGCACUGGAAGAAACACCUGGAGUGCCUUGAAAAGACAGAGCCCACAAAGGACGGCCCAGCGGUCUCGGGGGCAGCGGUGACAGGAGACGCCCCAGAAUCCAGCUCUCCGGCCUCCCUGAUGACCCCCAACAGCACACCGACUCCAGGGGCCCCUGGCUCCCCGCAGCAGAACUGCCAGGACCGAGCUGAACAGGACGAACGAGGGGAGGAGGAGGAGGAGGAGAGCACUGACGCGAGUUUGGCUGACAGACUAUCAGAGGCCGAGGAGAAGAUCAAGGUUCUGCAUUCAUCUUUGAACACUGCACAGGCAGAGCUGCUGGACCUGCGGUGUAAAUACAACCAAGAGAUGACGAACAAGGCAGAGGAGGUCGACGCCAUCAUGGCGAAUCUCGAGAAGGCGAACCAGAGAGCGGAAAUGGCCCAGAGAGAAGUGGAGAGGCUAAAGGAGCAGUUAGCCAGUGGUCAGAGUGGCACCACAGGGAGUUCCCAUCCAGCAGAGGGCACUAGCAGGGAGAAGAACGAGGUGUUGCCCUCUCAGCUGGAGGCAGCCCUGCUGGCUAAAGACCGCGAAAUCCUCCGUCUCCUAGAAAACAUCCAGCGGCUGCAGUUCACGCUACAGGAAGUUCAGGAGAAUUCAGCCAAUCAGAUCCUAGAGCUGGAACGCCAGCUGGCCUAUAAGGCAGAAGCUAUCGAGAGAUUAGAAGCUAAACUGCAGUCCCAGAUGGACUAUGAGGAGAUUAAAACUGAACUCAGCAUCCUAAAGGUGAUGAAGCUGGCUUCUGCAAAUGGCAGCUCAUCCCAGGAUUCUGCCAAGGCUGCAGAAGCUCUUUUGCUGGAUAAAGAGGCUUUUCUUCCAUCUCACAAGUACCUGAUGGAUAAGGCUCGCAUUUUGCACAGCAACGAUGAUGACCAUUCUGAGGAUGCAGGCAGAGAGACAGGCAGGCCGCCCGCCUCCCACUCGUCUUCCUCUCAGGCGGACGGCCGUGCCUCCCCGAGCCCCGGCCCCCUGACCCUGGACAGCUCCUCCUCCGGCCACGAUCUCCCUCGACCCUUCUCCGUGUCACCGUGCUCUGGGGACCGGCUGUCGGGAGACCACCUCCUCCACAAGCAGCUCCUCUCCCCACAUUUUAAAAAGGAGGGCCUCAUGGCUUUUCCCACCGCCCUCUAUGCAGCCAAAGUCGCCCUCAUGUCAGCUACUCAAGGGUCGGCGGGGGGCGGCAGCGUCGACGCCGGCUUACCCAGCGACCAAUCAGAAAGCGGCAGCUCGACCGCGGGGGACGAGGACCAACUGGACACGGCGGAGAUAGCCUUCCAGGUGAAAGAGCAACUGCUGAAGCAUAACAUCGGCCAGCGCGUGUUUGGCCACUACGUGCUGGGCCUCUCCCAGGGCUCGGUCAGCGAGAUCCUGGCCCGGCCCAAACCCUGGAGGAAGCUGACUGUGAAAGGCAAAGAACCCUUUAUUAAGAUGAAGCAGUUCCUCUCAGACGAGCAGAACAUCCUGGCGCUCAGGACCAUCCAGGUCCGCCAAAGAGGGAGCAUCACUCCGCGCAUCCGAACUCCUGAAACUGGGUCAGACGACGCCAUUAGGAAUAUCCUGGAGCAGGCCAAGAAGGAGAUCCAGUCCCAGCGGGGAGGUGAUGGCAAGACGUCUCUGAGCGCCUCAUUAGGCCGCAGCAGUAAUGGGGCGGGCAGCAGCUCUGACGACACCAUAAAGAGUAUCCUAGAACAGGCCAGGAGGGAGAUGGAGACCCAGCAGCAUACCCUGAUGGAGAUGGAGGCCUGUGGUAGAGCCUCAACUGCCAGCUCAGGAGCUCAGGUGGAACGCUUGGGGCCACCAGAGCGCUCCAGGGGCCUCCCUUUACCAAUCUCCAUCAAACAAGAGGAGGGGGGCUGCGUCACCGUCUGCAUGGCCAAUCCCAUCAGCAGCCCCCAGACGCCCCUCAGCGUCCUUUCCCCAGCCGCUUUCGUCCAGAACAUCAUCCGCAAAGUCAAAUCAGAGAUCGGCGAAGCAGGCACCUUUUUCGACCAGCACUGGUCUCACGAGCGGGGUCCCAUGAGUCUGAUCGGCGGAGGCGGCUCUCGACCCUUCACUUCGGUCUCCCCCUCCCUGUCUUCCUCCUCUUCCGGGCCCUCGGCUCUGCCCAGGCCGUGGCCCCGCCUGGAGAACGGAGAGUGUCUCCCCAACAGCGAGGAGGCCUCCGCCGCCGAGGAUGAGCUGGUGCUGAGCCGGCCGGUGGAGGUGAAGGUGGAGUCGGACACAUCGGUGAGCGGCGAGUCUCCGGGCCCCGGCCCUGGACGGCUCUCCUAUUACCCGGCGUACAUCCCCCGCGCCCUCAAGCCCACCGUGCCACCGCUGACCCCAGAGCAGUACGAGUUGUACAUGUACAGAGAGGUGGACACCAUCGAGCUGACCAGGCAGGUGAAGGAGAAGCUGGCCAAGAACGGCAUCUGUCAGAGGAUCUUUGGUGAAAAGGUGCUGGGUCUUUCUCAGGGCAGCGUGAGUGACAUGCUGUCUCGGCCCAAACCCUGGAGCAAGCUGACCCAGAAAGGCAGGGAGCCCUUCAUCCGCAUGCAGCUGUGGUUACUGGACCAGCUAGGCCAGAGUCUCAGCCAGCCCCCGAACCAGGGCCACACUCAGGAUAAAAGCCCAGUGACGGCCCACUCUUCGCCCUCCCCACCCCCGAGCCCAGCGGAGAGCCAUCCCAGUCCCCUGGUGGAACCGGUAAGCCUCUCCCUGGAGAGCAGCAAGGAGAACCAGCAGCCUGAGAGCCUGGUUCUAGGUCUGCCCCCCAACCCAGAUGGAGGAAAGUCCACCCCAAGCCUCAUGACCCUGCAUCAGCCCACAAACCCACUGGGCAUCCAGGAGCUGGUCGCCAUGUCUCCGGAGCUGGACACGUACGCCAUCACCAAGAAGGUGAAGGAGGUGCUAACAGACAACAACCUAGGUCAGCGUCUUUUCGGGGAGACCAUCUUGGGUCUGACUCAAGGCUCCGUGUCUGACCUGCUGUCCAGGCCUAAACCUUGGCACAAACUCAGCCUGAAAGGCAGGGAGCCGUUUGUCCGCAUGCAGCUUUGGCUCAACGAUCCUCACAACGUGGACAAGCUGAGGACCAUGAAGAAGAUGGAGAAGAAAGCCUAUCUGAAGAGGCGGUACGGCCUGCUGAGCACCGGCUCAGACAGCGACUCGCCCAGCACUCGCUCCGAGUGUGUGAGUCCAGCUUUGGCCUCGCUGGACCUGUGUCCCUACAGCCAGGUGAAGAAGCCUCGGGUGGUGCUGGGAGCUGAGGAGAAGGAAGCCCUGAGGAAGGCCUACCUGCUGGAGCCCUACCCCUCUCAGAACACUAUUGAGAUGCUGGCCUCGCAGCUCAACCUGAAAACCAACACCGUCAUCAACUGGUUCCACAACUACAGGUCCAGGAUGCGACGGGAGGUGCUGAUGGAAGGUCUGCCAGACAAUGACACAGACGCUGAGCACCACAGCUACUCGCCCUCAGCGACACGGAGCCCCCACUCUGAUGGAGAGGAGAGGAGGCUGCAGCAGCUCUCAGGACACAUCCACUCCAGCCACCCUCUCAGCGCCAACACCGCACCACCUCACGUCAAACAGGAGGCAAUAGACAGGGAAGACGAGGGGGGCGAGGGCUCCCUGAAGCAGUCGAGAGUUCAGUGUUUUUCCACGGCAGUGCAGUUCCCACAGUUGAAAAGCGAGCACGAGGACUCCAUCGCUGGCUGUCGCGAGCCUCACUUGGCCGGCCAGAGCCUGAGGCAGGAAGAGGGGAUGUGCAGCCAGGCUCAGGGGCUCUAUCCUGGCGCUGUCUCCAUAGACGGUCCGCAGAGAGCCAACCAGUCCAGGCACGAGGGAGAGGACUCCGGAAAGUCGCCCGUCGACCCGGUCAGCUUCAAGGCCUCGUCGGAGCCCUGUCGUAGCAGCCUGGAGGUGUCCCUCAACUCCCCCUCCGCUGCGUCCUCACCUGGCCUCAUGAUGUCAGUUUCUCCUGUGCCCUCCUCUUCCGCUCCCAUAUCGCCCUCGCUGCCCAACCCGCCCUCAACGAGCACCAAUCACAGCCAGGACCCAAACCCACUCCUGCCCUUCCAGAGCCCCAAACUCAACAGAAGCACUCAGAGACGCAAUGAGAAAAUGGCCAACCUCAAUAACAUCAUCCAUAGGCUGGAGAGGGCGGCCAAUCGAGAGGAAACACUGGAGUGGGAGUUUUAAUCCCCCAUUUACUCGUAUCCAGUCCUGAUGACCCUCGCGGCACAGGAGAGUCUCAAACAGAAGCUUCCUGAAGACUUGGAGUGGAGCCUGGCUCCUGAAGGCCUGUCCUCCCAGGCUUAAAACUGAUUGGAAAUGGGAACAUGGAGCUAAACAUACGGCGAAACUCCCUACAAGAACUUAGAGUUGAAAAAAAGGUUUAUAAAUGUGUAUUUGUUUUUUGUUUUUUUUUCUUUUUUUUUAAGGCAUACUACUUUGAAAUAAAUGUGACAGCACUAGCUGUUCUUUUACCUAUUGGACUUGACAUGAAGACUUUUGCAGCUAUGGUGUCAUAAAAUGUACACUGAAGUUCUGUAGAUUGCCACUGGGUGAGAUUAAAAAAAGACCCCUGUCUUAAGCCAUUAAAAGCACUAUAACUAUUUGAAAAGAGACAUUGACCAAAUUUGCUACUUUUUGAAUAGCAAUUUUUCAGAUUUUGUCUGUAAGACUGGACAGUUUAAGUCAAGUAACAUGAAAUCCUAUUACUGACUGAGGGAUAGUCCUUUAAGACUCUAAAUAUUCAACAUCUUGUAUGUACUUAGUUUCUUGGUGAUAUGUUUUGAAAUAUUUGUAACUCACACGUAUAAAAUGUGGUUGUACAUGUUGUAGAAUUGUCUGCAAUAGCCUUCUCUAAACCUGAUGUAGCAUGGUACUCACCUGACCCUGUUAUCCUCUGUAGUUAGUCACCUGUGAUUAUACUUGAGCGAAAACAAGAGAAAAAAAAAAAGUUGAAAACCCUGCAAAAAAUAACAAAAAAGGAAACGUUAAAUCUAAUGAGUAGAGUACUUUUAGUGUUUUCUUUUCUUUUCUUUUCUUUUUUUCUUUGGAUAAUCCUUGAGGUUUACAGUUUAGGGCCCGUGUGCUUUUGGUAGUAAGUGAAACAUUCACUCCACACGAGCACAGUUUACAUGAUUUCUUUCAGACUUACCUCUCUGACCCUCUAAGGCACUGGUUCUCAGACUGUAAUGGGCCAAGACACAGGACACCCGGUUUACCUCAGAUUAACGGUGAUGCACAUCAUGCUAUGACCACGCAUUUCAUUCUUAUACAUGAACAUGACCCACGCGUAUUUGAAUAAACGGAGGGGGAAAGUACUCAUCAAACACGUAGCAAAGGGGAUGAGUUUUAAAUAAGCAAGAUCAGUCUUUUACACAGAAUAUGCUGCUGUUUGAUUAAAAUAGGGAGCUAGUAAUUCACUUGUCGGUUACCCCGCAGGUAACCUACAAUGAUUGAGUGCACUUUCUCAAAAUGGGUCAUUAACUGUAGCUAGAAUAAUGUAUACUUGACAAAACACCUCAACCUCUGAGCACUGGCAUGGUGUUUAAGGUAACGUUGUGAGCGACACUACAGUGCUGUGAAUUGAUCUCCUUUGGGGCUAAAGCUCACAGUAUUUGAGAGCAUGAUACGUACAGUAUGACCUCUCAUCCACAUGAAAACGUUCAGUUUGUAAGUACACUAUAUUCAAGGACACAAAAAGGUUACAGGUAUCCCCUCAUAUUAUCUUUGACCACUUGUGUAUUGUGUCUGUAGUUUCUUUGUCAUGCUUGCAAGAUGUUCUUUAUGUAUUUUGCCUCUAUUUUAUACUCAGAACAGUUAACUAGAUAUUCAAUACCUCGUGUAUGAACUACUUACAGCACUUAGAUUUUGAUAAUUGUGAGGACUCAAGAAAAAUUUCAAAUAUCAACAUUAUCCUUAACUUAGUGUCCACAAGUCUUUGCCUUUACUGUAUCGUUGAAGUUGGUAGUUAACACUUGCACAUGUCUACAUAGUUCAGAGGACUUGGAUUGUAUUAGAGAUAUAUAUUACACAAUUACUAAAAAAAAUAAUAAUAUCUUACAUUCUUGGAACAAAAUGUGCUGAUUAUAUUGAAAUAGAGUGUACAGAUUUAAUAAACCAAACCCAUUCAAGCCAGUUCUGGUCUGGCAAGCUUGCCCACGUUUUAGACCUUCUCUCAGGGUAGUCUUGCUUUUUAAAGCUUUACUGAAACAGUUGCUCUCAUCCGUGGUGGUGACUAUGACAAACAUUAUGUGGUGUGGAGAAUGACUCCGUUAUAUAUUAAUUGGACCUGUGGAAGUUGUGUGUAUAUGAGAUUUGCAACUUUCGCAGGAAGCAGUGAUUUGUUGGAGAGUUGUUGCUGUUUUGUAAUUCAUUACACAGAUGUGUCAAAGUACACUGUAGAUUGGAACUACCAGGAUGAGGCUGAUGGGUUGUUGCAUUUUUGAGAUCAGUAGACUUUGCUCUCUAAAAUACUGUUGGUUUUUUCUUUUUCUCUUGGAGCCACAGAAGAUUUUUCUCUGGUUUUCGUACCACCAUUUUUUGUGCAUAUUAUACUGUAUGAUUAGAAGUGGCAUUUCUUAUGUGGAAAUCUCAUUGUCUUUCAUGGUAACAUGGGCAUAUGACUGAAAAACAAAUGUAUUUACCCAGACCAUUAUCUCUUCAUGUAAAGCUCAUCUCAUUGUUUUGCAUGCAAAUCCAUUCUGGUCACAUGACAAGGGAUAGACUGUGUUUUUGUGUUGUUGUUCUAGCACAGGGACAUUGAAUCAGCACUUAAGUCUUUUUACAUUAGUGAAGUCCACGCAUGGUGCAGCUAAUAAAUUUGGCUCUCACAAUUAAUCCUGUCAAAUCAGAACCCAAAAAUGAACCAGUAAACGUUGCUCCCAGGUAAACAUUUAAAUCAAAUUAUUUUGUGCCAUAUCAUAUGCCUCAUGCAUUAUCCUCACAGGAGUAAUGCCUUGCGGUAAGGUGUGAUUUAAGAGGGGUGUAGGGCCUUUAGUAACCCUGUUUACAAAAAGCAAAGCUUUUUGUGACAAGAGCCCUACACAUUAGAUGGUUUUAUUUUGUAAUUGACAUGAGUCACUAAAUAAUGAAGUAAUUGGUCAGCAAAAAUUGAAUGAUUUCAUUCAGAGUUGUUAAUAUGGAAACGGUAUUCACAACUCUGACACUGAGGGUUUGUCACAAAGAAAAAAAAUCAUUUGAAAGUCAGCUGUGAGCCAAUAAAGAGGAGUGUCCUGCAGGCUUAAAUAACUGUCAAAUGCCUCAUGUGUCAGGCUAUUAAAUGUUAAGGAAUGGACAAAGUAUGCCAAGUGUCUUGGAAUUGAAGUUGCAUAAUGUAAGCCAUCAUUCAAUACAUAAUUGUUUAAGA